UCCUGGAGCUCUGAGCUGUUGACGAACACACGAUCAAUGUCUCAAAGGUUGCUGUGGUGUUCCAGUGCUCUGCAGGACACUGACCUGAGUUCAGCUCAAACUGCUCACAUCUGUCUGAGCACAGGCCGCGCUCUACCUGUUCAGCUUCAUCAUGAGGACUGCCGAUUGGCUGUUGUCUCUGGCGUCCUUGCUGCUCAUCUCCUCUGUCCGUCCGGACAUCUGCAGCGCCAAACCCAAAGACCUCGCCCUGGAGCCGCGAUGCAUCUACCGCAGCCCCGAGGCCCCCACCACGGAGCCCGAGCCGAUCCCCGAGUCCACCAACCCCCGAGUGUGGGAGCUGUCGAAGGCCAACAGCCGCUUCGCUCUGUCGCUCUACAAACAGCUGGCCCUCAGCAAGACCCCCGAGUCCAACAUCUUCAUGUCCCCCAUCAGCAUCUCCACCGCGUUCGCCAUGACCAAACUGGGAGCCUGUAACCAGACACUGCAGCAGAUCAUGGAGGUCUUUAAGUUCGACACCAUCAAAGAGAAGACGUCGGACCAGGUCCACUUCUUCUUCGCCAAACUCAACUGUCGCCUGUACAGGAAGAAGGACAAGACCACCGAGCUGAUCUCCGCUAACCGCCUGUUCGGAGACAAGUCUCUGAUCUUCAACGAGACGUAUCAGAACAUCAGCGAGACGGUGUACGGAGCCAAGCUGCUGCCGCUCAACUUCAGGGAGAACCCAGAGAAGGCCCGGGUCACCAUUAACAACUGGAUCUCCAACAAGACAGAGAACCUGAUCCAGGACACGCUGCCAUCAGGGGCGCUGGACUCCAACACGAUCCUGGUCCUCGUCAAUACCAUCUACUUCAAGGGUCAGUGGAAGAACAAGUUUGAGAAAGACAACGUGUACGUCUCAGAUUUCCACGUCGGUGAGCGUCGGACCUGCCCGGUCAACAUGAUGUACCAGGAGACUAAGUUCAGGUACCGGUUCUUCCCCGACGACCAGGUGCAGCUGCUGGAGAUGCCGUACCGUGGAGACGACAUCACCAUGGUGAUCAUCCUGCCGAGCAGAGAGACCACGCUGAGUAAGGUGGAGGAGAGUCUGGACCUGAAGAAACUGACCCGCUGGUUGGACGAGAUGAAGGAAACCACCGUCUCCGUCAGCGUCCCUCGCUUCAGGGUGGAGGACAGUUUCAGUCUGAAGGAGGAGCUGCAGGCCAUGGGACUGACCGACCUGUUCAGCGCAGAGAAGGCCAGCCUGCCAGGGAUGCUGGAGGACGGCGGCGAUGGUCUCCACAUCUCAGACGCCUUCCAUAAAGCCUUCCUGGAGGUGAACGAGGAGGGCAGCGAGGCGGCAGCAGCCACCGCUGUGGUCGCCAUCGGACGCUCCUUCAACUUCAACCGGGAGGUUUUCCAGGCCGACCGACCGUUCCUGCUGCUCAUCAGAGAGUCGAGCAUCAACACGCUGCUGUUCACCGCCCGAGUGGCCGACCCCUGCAACCAAUAAAAACUCUGAGCUCAAAAUCAAGUACUAACAAGUAAAUGUACACGUUCCUCUGUAACAGGCAGCGUGUGUCUGACCACGUAAAAAGAAUCAUCACACCUGAUUUCUCUUCUGUGUUUACUCCACAUCCUGCAGCGUUAGCCACACGCUACAUGCUACAGGUCAGAUCACAUAAAGGUAUCAUCCUUCA
This is a messenger RNA of Micropterus salmoides (largemouth bass), 1676 nucleotides long. Its product is annotated as antithrombin-III-like. The transcript is spliced from 8 exons. NCBI's taxonomy places the organism in Eukaryota, Metazoa, Chordata, Actinopteri, Centrarchiformes, Centrarchidae. The coding region runs from base 152 to 1489 and encodes 445 amino acids. Gene Ontology annotation, molecular function: serine-type endopeptidase inhibitor activity. The record is from RefSeq and is a predicted model, not a curated record.